AUGACGUGUCGGAACGGCGGCUCCUUUGUAAGACUGCUGACCGCAGGCCCCGUGUUUACUGUUGCCGGCAGGCACGUGAGCCUGGUGCCCGCGGCGGCCAGGCAGGGGGCGCCGGACACCAUCAGGCAGGCAGCGGACCAGCCGCCGCCCAGACUCAUCAAGAGCCACCUGCCGCCGGCGCUCCUGCCCAGGCAGCUGUGGACCGUCAAGCCCAAGAUCAUAUACGUCGCCAGAAGUCCGAAAGACGCCGCCACCUCGUUCUACUACCACAACUGCCUCAUCCACGGACUCAAACUCUCGCUGGACGAGUUCCUCGAGUGUUUCCUCGCCGACUCUGUUCAAUUCACUCCCUACUGGACAAGCGUCCUGGAAUUUUGGAAACUGCGGAAUGAGCCGAAUAUCCUGUGGAACACCUAUGAAGAAAUGAAACAGGACCUGGGCGCCGUGAUCCGGAAGACGGCCGCCUUCUUGGACAAGGAGGUGACGGAGGAGCAGGUGCGGCAGCUGGAGCAGCACCUGAGCUUCAGCAGCAUGAGGGACAACCCGGCCACCAACUACGGCGGCGUCGUCGAGGCGUCGCGGCAGCGGCUGCGGCUGCCGCCGGCGCCGGCCGGCCUCAGCUUCAUGCGCGAGGGGCGGGUGGGCGCCUCCAGGAGGCGCAUGUCGCCGGAGAUGGACCGCCGCUUCGACCAGUGGAUCCGCGACCACGUGCGCGGCACCGGCUACUCGGGGCCCCUCUGAGUCCCAGGGCACCGCAGCCACUCUGGUCCUCCAGUGGGGGCAAUGCGUGUAAAAUAUCCUCGGUAUUCUUGGUGCAUCGGAUUACAUUAAGAACUCGACUUUUAGUUACUAACCUACUCAGUCCCAGUAUGGAACAAAAGACAGUCACCAUGCCGACAGAUGUGGUGUCGAUGUGUGGAAUGUUGGUGGUCCCCUGAUGGAACAUAAACAACUCGGUCAACUUUCGAAUGUCCAUUAUAAUUGUCCCGGCUGUUAUGCCGUGGUCGGUUGAUGAAUUCUGUGUCAAUUCCCAACUUUCGAAUGUCGAGACACCGCUUGUGUGCACCGCCGAGUCUCUGGUCACAGUGGCUACCACAUGGGGGGCAUUUUCAA
Messenger RNA from Schistocerca americana (American grasshopper), 1113 nucleotides. RefSeq names its product luciferin sulfotransferase-like. Gene Ontology annotation, cellular component: cytoplasm. The coding region runs from base 1 to 741 and encodes 246 amino acids. Gene Ontology annotation, molecular function: sulfotransferase activity. The record is from RefSeq and is a predicted model, not a curated record. The transcript is spliced from 4 exons. Lineage: Eukaryota; Metazoa; Arthropoda; Insecta; Orthoptera; Acrididae. Gene Ontology annotation, biological process: sulfation.